Molecule: messenger RNA, 1584 nt
Organism: Maniola jurtina (meadow brown)
Lineage: Eukaryota; Metazoa; Arthropoda; Insecta; Lepidoptera; Nymphalidae
Gene: mad2
Product: mitotic spindle assembly checkpoint protein MAD2A
Exons: 4
Coding region: 158-781 (207 amino acids)
Biological process (GO): mitotic spindle assembly checkpoint signaling
Cellular component (GO): nucleoplasm; kinetochore; cytoplasm
Source: RefSeq, a predicted model, not a curated record
UUCAAAACUAACGGUUGUUUUUGGUUUGUUUUACUGGUUUUGUAAACUUUUGUACGUUUUUGUGAAUUAAAUUAUUUGUAACUAAACUUUUAUAAAUAUUGAAAGUUGUAACGUAGGUAUUAAUUUAUUCACUAAUCAGUAAUUAAAAGAUAAAAACAUGUCGCAACAGCAAACCAAGAACUCAAUCACUCUUCGAGGUUCGGCACAAAUAAUCUGCGAAUAUUUGAAUUUUGCGAUAAAUUCAGUGCUCUUUCAAAGAGGUCUUUAUCCACCAGAGACGUUCAAAGCCCAGCAGCAGUAUGGAAUCACUUUGCUGCUGUCUGAAGAUGCACUAAUUAAGAAUUUUCUCAAAAACCUUUUGACACAAAGUGAAGAAUGGAUAGUGAAUAAGAAGGUGAGCCGGCUGUCGCUCAUAAUCCUCAACGUGGCCAACAAGGAGGUGCUGGAGUGCUGGGACUUCAACGUGAAGUAUGAGGAAGGUGAUGUGGAGCUAUCGAAGGAAAAGAAGGAGACACUUGGUAGCAAAGACUUGAAGAAAAUCCAGCAGGAAAUACGUGAUGUUAUGUUGCAGGUAGCAGCCACGAUAUCCUACCUCCCUCUACUGGACUGUCGCUGCUCGUUCGACGUCCUCGUCCACGCCAAGCCUGACUGCAAUAUACCGGACAUGUGGUCGGAAGCUGAGCCCGUGGCCAUCUCCAACGCACAGAAUGUUCAACUCAAGUCAUUCUCCACCAGUUUGCACAAAAUGGAGACUGUCGUUAGCUAUAAGCUUAUGGAUUAAGUUAGGUUCCUUAGAUAGAGCACAUAACUCACAGGGCACUAUCUCACUAGGACACCCGUGCUGGCACAACCAGGUCGCGCUACCAACAAAAUGUUCACAAAAUGUAUCGGUACUAGUGGACACCAGGUGAGGUAACCUCCAUUGUUGGUAGCGCGACGUGAUUGCGCCACCACUGUGUCCUACUAGCGAGAUAGUUUCACUUGGUUGCGCAACCAAGCGGAAAGUUAGCAAUACUGAAAAAGCGAUUAUUAAGUAUAUAAUAUGAGCAAUAUUGAUAAUUUUCUGCUUAAUGAGUCCCUGAUGUUAGAGCAGUCACACACGGGCCGCUCGAAUCUCAAGCAGUCAUUGUCAACUGCUCAUUUGGCCCGCCGUCAAGCUGCCCGUGUUACUGUAUGGCCGCUCAUGUCAAUCAAUUGUUAAACUUGUUUUAGAAUUAGUUAAUAGUUUUUGUGCAGCAAAAUUUGUGGCUUUGUUAAUUCAAUAAUAUAUUGUGUAAAUAGAACUGUGAUAGUAUUUUAGAGUAAUUUUAAGCAUUUCUUAAACCAUUUUUGCUGUACUACUCUACCCAGAUGCUAAGAGUUAUCCACAACCCUUUCCAAAUAGAUAGAUAGUUAACAUAAAUUUUUUGCAACAACAACCCACAAAAUCUUUUGAGGUGUUACUUUAUAGCAUAUUCUGGAUGGGGUAUUAUUUUUUUAUAAGUAAUAUGUAAUCGGCAUUUGCAUGAAAAAACGUUUUGAUGAUUUAAUUCGUUAUAAGAACUUUUGGUUUUACUUUUUAGAUAAUAAAUUGUACAAAUUUUA